Messenger RNA from Drechmeria coniospora, 2391 nucleotides. RefSeq lists its product as uncharacterized. Gene Ontology annotation, biological process: vesicle-mediated transport; intracellular protein transport. Bases 1 to 2391 code for a protein of 796 amino acids. Gene Ontology annotation, molecular function: clathrin binding. The record is from RefSeq and is a predicted model, not a curated record. Gene Ontology annotation, cellular component: membrane coat. Lineage: Eukaryota; Fungi; Ascomycota; Sordariomycetes; Hypocreales; Ophiocordycipitaceae. The transcript has 6 exons.
AUGGAGGCUUCUUUGCAGAACCUGGGCCAGGACGACACCUACAACUCGCACGGGGUGCACAGAGCCUCUCCCACGCUUGCCGAGGCGCUCUCCGCCGUCGCCGUCGAUCGCUUCCUCGUGUCACCACCCCUCCCCCCCGAUUUCUCCAAUCCGAAGAAGAUGGCUGUCAAUCGCAUUCGAGGCGCCUUUGCCGUGCCCCGAAAAGGCGAGACCUUUGAGCUCCGGGCGGGCCUGGUCUCUCAGUAUGCCUACGAGCGGAAGGAGUCGAUCCAGAAGACCAUCAUGGCCAUGACGCUCGGCAAGGAUGUCUCCGCCUUGUUCCCCGACGUCCUGAAGAAUAUUGCCACGGCCGACUUGGACCAGAAGAAGCUGGUAUAUCUAUAUUUAAUGAACUACGCCAAAUCACACCCGGACCUUUGUAUUCUCGCCGUGAACACGUUUGUACAAGACUCCGAAGAUCCCAACCCACUGAUACGAGCGCUGGCGAUCCGCACCAUGGGCUGCAUCCGUGUGGACAAGAUGGUGGACUACAUGGAGGAACCGUUGCGGAAGACGCUACGAGACGAGUCGCCCUACGUGCGCAAGACGGCCGCCAUCUGCGUCGCCAAGCUGUUCGAUUUGAACCCGUCCAUGUGCAUAGAAAACGGGUUCCUGGAAACGCUGCAGGAACUGAUCGGAGACCCAAAUCCCAUGGUUGUCGCCAACUCGGUCCAAGCGCUGGCGGAAAUCUCCGACACGGCGCCCGAGACGCGAGCUUUGAUCAUCACCCCGGCGACGCUCAAGAAGCUUCUCCUGGCCUUGAACGAAUGUACGGAAUGGGGAAGAAUCACCAUCCUGAGCACGCUCGCCGACUACCAGUCCGCAGAUGCCAAGGAGGCGGAGCAUAUUUGCGAACGGGUCGUGCCGCAGUUUCAACACGUCAACCCGAGCGUUGUCUUGGCCGCCAUCAAGGUCGUCUUCACCCACAUGAGAUCUGUCAGCCCAGAGCUGGCCCGAUCCCACCUCAAGAAAAUGGCACCGCCACUAGUCACCUUGGUCGCCUCGGCGCCCGAAGUGCAGUACGUCGCCUUGCGAAACAUCGACCUCCUUCUCCAGGCCAAGCCCGAUAUUCUCCACAAAGAACUGCGCGUGUUCUUCUGCAAAUACAACGAUCCGCCGUACGUGAAACUGCAGAAGCUCGAAAUCAUGGUCAGGAUAGCAAACGAGAAGAACUUUGAGCAGCUUUUGGCCGAGUUGAAGGAGUACGCGUUGGAAGUCGACAUGGAUUUUGUCCGGAGAGCAGUCAAGGCCAUCGGCCAAGUCGCCAUCAAGAUCGAGAGCUCCAGCGCCAAAUGCGUUCAAGCGCUCGAGGAUCUCAUGUCAACCAAAGUGAACUACGUCGUCCAGGAAGUUGUCGUUGUCAUCAAGGACAUCUUGCGAAAGUACCCUGGUUACGAGGGAGUGAUUCCGACGCUGUGUGAGCACAUUGACGACUUGGACGAACCGGAAGCCCGCGGGUCUCUCAUCUGGAUCGUUGGGGAGUACGCGGAGAAGAUUGGCAAUGCCGAUGCCAUCCUCGAAGGGUUUGUCGAGGCAUUCUUGGAGGAGUUCACCCAGACGCAACUGCAAAUCUUGACUGCCGUCGUCAAGUUGUUCCUGAAGAAGCCAGGCAACACGCAGGGUCUCGUUCAAAAAGUUCUACAAGCUGCCACGGUCGAGAAUGACAACCCCGACAUUCGAGACCGUGCCUACGUGUACUGGCGUCUGCUCUCCGGAGAUCUGGACGUCGCCAAGUCUAUCGUUCUAUCACAAAAACCGACAAUCUCCACGACCAUGACGACGCUGCCUACCGCCUUGCUGGAGCAGCUGCUGACAGAGUUGUCGACGCUCGCCUCGGUGUACCACAAACCACCCGAGUCCUUUGUUGGCAAGGGUCGGUUCGGCGCCGACGAGAUUCAAAGGGCGGCGCUCCAAGAGCAGCGGCAAGAUGCCGAGGAGAACCCCAUCGCAGCGUCGAUGGCAACGGCAACAGGCGCGAGCGGCGGCGCCUCGCAAAACAACAUCGAAAACCUCCUCGACAUCGACUUCGAUGGCGCCGCACCGGCGUCCCAGGAGGAGCAGAGCAGGACGGCAACGCCCGAUCGGAUGGCCAGUCCGUCCGGAGGCAUGGCUGACAUGAUGAGCAUGUUUGGCGCCCCUCCUGCCCUAGGCAGCGGCAGUAACGGGGCAGGGCCCGAGGGAAGCGCCAGCGCCGGCGGUGGUGGAAUGGGCGACUUGAUGAGCGGGUUUGAGACGUUGGACUUUGGUGCGGCGCAGUCGAACGCGCCACUGCCUCCGGCGAUGCAACUUCAGAAUGCUCAAGGUUCGCACGCGCCGAAGAAAGAUAGCGACGACUUGUUGGGUUUGCUGUAG